Molecule: messenger RNA, 1913 nt
Organism: Cajanus cajan (pigeon pea)
Lineage: Eukaryota; Viridiplantae; Streptophyta; Magnoliopsida; Fabales; Fabaceae
Product: zinc finger CCCH domain-containing protein ZFN-like
Molecular function (GO): metal ion binding; mRNA binding
Source: RefSeq, a predicted model, not a curated record
GUGUGGGAAGAGAGAGAGAAAGAAAAAGAUGAGAGUUGUGGUGAGGUUUGUGGAGAGGAGAAGUUUCUCUUUUGAGGAAUGGGGGGGAGAAGGUGGGAAACAACCACAAUCGAACAACGCCAUGUGAAUGGAGAAGAAGCUCAACCUCAUCGUCCCUAAUCCUCAUGAAACAUUUCCGCGCCGCGAUUCCCCUAUACCUCAAGAUUCACCGUGGAUGGUGAAAUUCAGCUCUGGUGAAACUAUGGAUUCGGGAACUUAUCCGGAGCGUCCAGGGGAGCCAGAUUGUUCAUAUUACAUUAGAACGGGCGUUUGUAGAUUUGGCGCAACGUGUCGGUUUAAUCAUCCUCCUAACAGGAAGCUGGCUAUUGCCACUGCAAGGAUGAUUGGCGAGUUUCCAGAAAGAAUAGGGCAGCCAGAAUGUCAGUACUAUCUGAAGACAGGAACUUGCAAAUUUGGAGCCACAUGCAAAUUUCAUCAUCCUAAAGACCAGGCUGGGAUUGCUGGAAUAGUUGCCUUAAAUAUUUUAGGCUAUCCACUCCGCCCUAAUGAGCCUGAAUGCACUUAUUAUUUGAGAACAGGACAAUGCAAAUUUGGGAACACUUGCAAAUUUCACCAUCCUCAACCUAGUAAUAUGAUGCUUUCAUUACGGGGUUCUCCUGUUUACCCUACUGUCCAUUCUCCAACUACGCCAGGUCAGCAGUCAUAUGCUGGAGGAAUUACAAAUUGGUCCAGGGCAUCAUAUAUUCCUAGUCCUCGAUGGCAAAGUCCGUCAAGUUAUGCACCCUUAAUUCUGCCUCAGGGAGUGGUUUCAGUGCCUGGGUGGAGUGCAUACAGUGGUCAAAUGGGAUCAAUAUCUACUUCAGACAGUCCACAACAAGCAAUGAGAAAUGGUCAAACAUUUGGAACUUCUCGCCAAGGUGAGCUAGCAAAUGCAGGAUCACCACAUGGGGCAUAUUCUCAAUUCCGUUCUAGCACCGUUCCAGUUGGUUUUUAUGCAUUGCAGAGGGAAAACAUAUUUCCUGAGAGACCUGGUCAGCCUGAAUGCCAAUUCUACAUGAAGACAGGAGAUUGUAAGUUCGGUGCAGUCUGUCGAUUCCACCACCCACGUGAGAGGCUAAUUCCUGCUCCUGACUGUGUCUUGAGUCCCAUGGGCCUUCCUUUACGUCCUGGAGAACCUUUGUGUGUCUUCUAUUCGCGUUAUGGCAUAUGCAAAUUUGGCCCAAGUUGCAAGUUUGACCACCCAAUGGGAAUUUUCACCUAUAAUAUCCCUGCAUCGCCUUCAGCUGAUGCCCCAAGCAGGCAUCUGUUAGGAUCUUCAUCGGGAACUGCUGCAUUAAAUUUAUCUUCGGAGGGACAUGUUGAGUCAAGCUCAGGCAGACGGCUUUCGUUAUCAGAGACGGGACAGAUUCCUUCUGGUGAUAAUGACAUUGAUGAUGAUGUCUCUUGAAAAUGGGUCAUUUGGCUUUUACAAUUUUUUUUUAAGGGGAGAAAUGAUUAAUCUGUAAAUUAAUUUUCCCAUUGCUGGAGAUGUACAGAGGUCAUGUCAGGUUGAUUCUGUCAAUCUGAAAUUAAAUACAGUUGACAGAUUCAAUUGUUCUGGAUUUCAUGUUGCCUGGCUCAUUGGAUAAAUUUAAGCAAAUGUCACAUUUGGACAAACCCAACGUGAUCGAUCCUUCUGUCCUUUGAAGCCACGACUUAUUCUAAUUAACUUUUCACAUUAUGUAAAAAUUCACUUUCGGAAGUCUGUAAUGACCAAAUUUACCUCUUUGAAUAUUUAUUGGGUGCAGGGUUGAAACUCAUUUCAAAGCCUUUACUUUCUCACUGCAGUUGGGUUUAUGCUGUCUACUGUGCAUGUAUAGAAUUCUUUUCAGUGACAAGCCAACAGUAUCGUCAAUGCCUUUCUAUUUUUCAUA